Molecule: messenger RNA, 627 nt
Organism: Elephantulus edwardii (Cape elephant shrew)
Lineage: Eukaryota; Metazoa; Chordata; Mammalia; Macroscelidea; Macroscelididae
Product: ceramide synthase 4-like
Exons: 6
Coding region: 1-627 (208 amino acids)
Biological process (GO): ceramide biosynthetic process
Cellular component (GO): membrane
Molecular function (GO): DNA binding; sphingosine N-acyltransferase activity
Source: RefSeq, a predicted model, not a curated record
AUGUUGUCCAGCCUGAAUGAAUGGCUGUGGCAAGGGAAGUUCUGGCUGCCCUCCACCUAUACUUGGGUGGACCUGGAGGACCAAGAUGGUGUGGUCUACCCCCAAACUCGAGACCUGCUGGCAGUCCUGCCAAUGACACUGGUCCUGCUGGCCGUGCGCAUGUCCUACGAGAGGUUUGUGGCGCUGCCCCUGAGCCGGUGGCUGGGCGUGCAGGACCGAAUCCGGAAGCCAGUGGCACCCAACCCCACACUGGAGAAAUACUUCCUCACACAGAACCGGAGACCCAAGGAGCCCCAGCUGGCCCUCCUGGCCACCCAGUGUGGCCUCACCCUGAGACAGACCCAGCGGUGGUUCAGGCGCCGCUGGAACCAGGAACAGCCUCAGCUCAGCAAGAAGUUCUGUGAGGCCAGCUGGAAGUUUCUGUUCUAUCUGUGUACCUUCGUGGGUGGCCUCUCAGUCCUAUUCCACGAGUCGUGGCUGUGGGAGCCAAGAAUGUGUUGGGAAAAUUACCCAAACCAGCUUCUGAAGCCCGCCCUGUACUGGUGGUACCUCCUCGAGCUGAGUUUCUACAUCUCCCUGCUGAUGACACUGCCCUUCGAUGUCAAACGCAAGGUGAGACCAGAGUGA